Pocillopora meandrina is the source of this 6087-nucleotide messenger RNA. The record is from the annotation of a GenBank genome assembly. NCBI's taxonomy places the organism in Eukaryota, Metazoa, Cnidaria, Anthozoa, Scleractinia, Pocilloporidae.
CAACGAAAACAUAAACUCCUCCUAGAGUCUAAGUUGCGCAAUAUCAUAUUCAAGCUGAAAUUUCUUGUAAAACGUUUACGAAUUUGAAGUACUUCACCUGGUACUGCGAAGUCCUUUGGGUAUAAAUUAGUGAACGCCUCUACAAAAUGGUAGGUUCUAUUGCAAAUAGAUGGGCAUAAUGUCUUUAAGAUUGUAUAGCUAAAAGGCGUCGUUGGCUUGCAAGAAAGCGCCACGCUACUCUGUAGCCCUCUAAGUAUUGCGUACAGAGUCAUGAAAGUUGGCAGUUAAUGAAAGAAUUAUGCUUGUUUUUUAACUAUGCUUCAUUCGUUCGUAAUUUUGUUAUUCAGCCGUUAUUAUAUAACGCUGGCAAAUUAAUCGAAGAAGAAACGAAACGAGCUAAAUGUUUGACCUGAAACCUUGAACAAUGUGGAAAUAGAGAUAUUCUAAAGCAAAACAGUAGAUCGGUUUUAAGAACAUUUCCUGUUCUUUUGUAAUUAUUAGUUUCUAAGAAGGAAAUUUGCAAAUAAGUAAAAAUUAGGCCAAAUGGCAUAUAAAUACUGCAGUCACAUUUUAGCCGUCAUUAAAAACGAUUUUAAAUUUCCAUUUUAAAAAUCUCCUUGGUUCUAGUAGACAACACUGACCACCUGCUUGACGAAGCAAUAAGACGCCAGAUUUGUGGUGUUUAUAGAUUCGUUAGCUGUAGAAGCAGUAAAAUGAGCUUGGACUCGACUGAUUCAGAAGUUAUUAAUUUUACUAUCAGCCUACUAUCUAAGAUAGAAAAACAUUCUGUACUUGUAGUUUUAGGAUAUUGGAAAUACAUCGUUCCAUUCUUGGCGUUUAAAUUUUCCCUUCAACGAAAAUUUGUUAUUAAUGUUUUAAAACCUAAACAGGAGUGUGUAAUUGCGUGCUUGGCAUUUAAAGGCCUUAUUUAUUUUCAAACGAGGCAGUUGUUAAUAUUUAAUUUCGUUCAGCAGGUUGCUAUUCUAUUCAGUGUUGAAAAUUUGACAUUGGCUACUCGCAUUUUAGCUUGUAAGUAGUCAUAAUGACACGUUAUGAAUUCUUCAAACGUUUUUAUGCGCGCUUUAAUAAAAGAAAUACUUUUAGAAAAGGCACAUCGGUAAAGGCGAUCUAACAUCGAUCAAAUUUAUCAAAAACAUAGGUCUUUGUGAUUUAUUUAAAUUAAACUGAAUUUAUCUUGACGACCAGAUAGCCUUACCCUCCCUAUUAUAAACAAACGUCCAAUUCGACGGCAAGUAAUUACACUACGUUUUUACACAACAAUAUUUUCCCUUUCUUUAUUGUGAGCGAUCUUAUCCAGUAAAACGGAACGUCAGAGACGCUAUAUCUAUUCCUUUAUGCUGGCAAAAUGGUUGCUUUCUGUGGGGAAUAGUAACUAACUGAGCUUUGAGAUACAACAAUGAGAUAAGCAUCUUAGUGCUGUUCUAUUAUCUAUUUCAAAAAGGCCGGCGGAAUUUGGGAAAUUGUUAUGGAGCAAAAGAAUGUUCUUAUUUCACCUUUCAAGAAUUUUAAUCGCUCUAACACAUAAUUUAAAGAUGUUAGAUUUGAUAAUUUUACUGAAGAAUAAUUAUAUGUUAUUCACCAGGCGGGAGGUCCGUGUGGGGAAAAUUGUGCCCGAGGUCUUGGAUACCAUGCGGUACUCAAGACAGAGGACACAUUUCUUCCCGAUACGGAUCAAGCUUGCCUAGUGGAUAACAUUUCUAUUUUAUUUUCAAACUUUACGAAAUGCUUUCCAAAAGAGCCCUGAUGAUUUAGAGCUCAGGUUUUUGAGUGUAUUUACGGGAAGAUCCUUCAUAAACGGAAUAAUUUUUUGAGCGAAUAGAUGGUAUAGAAAACAGAGGUAAGGCAAAUUAAAUCGACAGGCUUCACCGAAACAUUGAUGGGAAAAAAAUUCCCGCUCUUGAUACCAAUCAGAUCGUAGGAUUUGUAUAGUACCGUCCACUCAUGAAUCGAUAGUAGAAAAUGAUAUUUGUGUCUUUCAAUUGUACUUCGGUUUGCUCUAGCUCUAUUUGCAUUUCAUCCGCAUAACCAGAAUAUUUUAAAGACAGAGUUGAUUAACAUAUUCGUUAAUUAGCUUUCUAAAUGAUUACAAGUAGGUAAUAACAAUGAAUCUGUUAUUUAUUCCCCAACAUACGGUGGCCCACAACUGUCAGGCAAAAGAAAUAACCUCGUGGCAUGAGAAAUAACCUCGCAGCAAAAGAAAAGACACACGCCAAAAGGAACAACCUCACGACAGAGUGUUGGUCACUGAACUAGUGAGCAGCGCUCUGCGAACAGUGGUUGUAAAACUUCUAUAUUCUCCGACCCGUUUCAUCCAGCUGUCGUAGACUUCUUUAGGGAGUUUUACAAGUUAAAACUGAACGCCUGUAUUUAUAUUCUUUUUCUUUUGCCGCGAGGUUAUUCUUUUUGCCGUGAGGUUUUUUCUUCUGCCGUGAGGUUCUUUCUUUUGUCGUGAGUCUCUUUCUUUUGCAGCGAGGUCAUUUCUUUUGACGCGACAGUUGUGGGCCACUGUACCAACACCAUUCUACCGUUUAUUUGACAGAAGGCCUCCGUCAUUACAGCGAAAACCUAUCAUAUACAAUUAUUAUUAAUUAGCUAGAUCAGUUUUUUAUUACAUUAAAUCCCAUUCCGAACUGUUCAACUAUUGAUAAGUUCAAACAUAAUGGAUUAUUAACAUUUGAAACGUGAUAAUUUUCUUAUCAUUCACAGGAGGGGCUGUCUGAAGAGCAAAUCCAAGGUAUGAGUAAAUUCAUAGCUUUCUUCACGAAUCCUGUAUUUAUCUUAUAUUUACAAAGCGAUCCUCGAUCUUUUCUUUCACGAUGGAUUAUGUUUCCUCACGAAUAAGAGCAAUUUUCAAUUAAUUGUCGUAAGUAACCAAAGAUUGCCUGGGUUUCGUUUUACUCCGCCCGUGAUUGGCCCAUAAAACUUACGCGACCCCCUCUACCAAUCAGGUCCCAAGCUAAGACUAAUUAAGACUUGGUUACUUGUGUUUUCCCACGCUUCAAUCAGCUGGAUCGUUCUUACUUGGAGCUCUUAUUGGCCCUCUGAAAUGUUUUUCUUCGCUCUGAUUGACUUCGGUGAUCACUUCGCUUUUGAUGGUGAGACACUCGCUCGGCGAUUAACGCUAUGGGUAAUUCGAAUAACUUUAAUUACGAAACAUUAGAUAACUUCAACUUUUCCUGUUUUGCUCAUUAUUGGUUAAUUUGCUAGAUACAAGCACUCAUACUGCCAUGCACUCUUCCGGGACCUAUUCCGGUCUUAACUUUAUUUACACUUUACGUCAAGAAUUGAGCAGAUUCCAGUUGAACGGACGAAGUGUUUCAUACAUAGCGCUUAGCAUUUCUCCAUUUUUUUUCUUAGAAUAUAAAGAUGCUUUUUACAUGUUCGACCGGGAUAAUAAUGGUUACAUUACUACUAGUGAACUGAAUUCAAUAAUGAGAACUUUGGGAUUCAAUCCAACCGAAGAGGACUUACAACAGAUGAUUUUCACAGUGGAUUACGACGGUAAAUGAAAAAUUAAUAACAUGGGUUGACAGUUUUUUUUAAACUUAUGAUCUGUUGGAGGACAAUUGCAUAGAUGACAUCACCAUGAAUGAAAUAAAGAGGUUCUAUGUUCUUGUGGGUCAGUUUUGUAAUGUAUCGCACUAAAUGUGGAAAGAAUAUCCAGGACAAACUCGGCUGCGCCUCGUUUGCCACCUUUUUUUUCCUUACCACAUUUUGACGUCAUUUUUGAUCUAGUAAUGAACAGACGCACGUCAACAUGAAUUCGAUUUGUUAAACAAACGAAUGAGGUCAAGAAAACUGCUAAUAAGUAUAGGGAGGUUACGAUAGGAAAUGAUUAUCUAUAUCUGUAAUUAAAGGCGUGACUAGAUCGACGUGGGGCGCACACCUACGGGGGUCUAAUAGAGAGGAUCUUAUGUGUAACCGUGUGCAUGAUUUUAGCCAUAUGACAUAAACUAGUUGUCUUGAAACUGAAAGCUUUCUUCUCCGGAUCUUCUUCGCAAACAAAACGAGGGGGCUCUUUUGCAAGAUAUCGAGUGACUUGCUUUUUAUCACGACAAUCAGCCACCAUAAACUAAAUAUGAAUGUUGAAUUAGAACCAUUUGUGUUCUUCGAACCAGGUGAUGGUAGAUUGAAUAUGGAGGAAUACAUUCAACUCAUGGAACAGCAGAAAAAACCCGAGGAGAAGGAAGAAGACAUCAUUCAAGCUUUUAGAGUUUUUGACUCAGAAAACAAGGGAUACAUUGACUCAUCUGAGCUGAGGGAACUUCUGGAAAAUAUGGAUUGGAAAGUCUCCGCAGACGACCUAAAAGAUUUGAUAACAAGCGCUAACCUACAUCAGGACAGAAAGAUCAGUCUGGAUGGUAGGAGCCCCGCACGUAUAAUUUAGGUUUAGAGAGCAUAAUGAUUAAAUUCGUGAAACUAAAACCGAAAUGAUUGCCUUUAGCGGCCAAUUAAACGAGGAGCCAACAAGAAGCUAGACUGAGUUAAUACACGUGAACGGCCUCAAGUUCAUCAGAGCUUGGGUUGCCGAUAUGCAUUUUGUUGUAGUUACAAAGUCUUUUAUCUCGUGCAUUUAAAGUGGAGAGAGUUGGAGGAGUUCUUUUAACCAAUAAAAAUGCAAAGUGAAGGAAACCCAUGGGAAUCCCGUCUUACUUUCGUUCGUAUCACUAAGGAGAAGAGGGUUCCUUUUUCUUAACCAUAAUUUGCAAUGUUAAUGGCGUGUUGCUCGGAGGACUUAUGAAGGAUCUCCGAAUUUCCGACCGUGAAAAAAAUUCACCUGGGUAAGGGAGGAUAAUGUUUUUUUUCAUAAUCACUCACUCGAUUCAAUUUUUUUCCUCUAACACAAAUUCAUGACCGUUUUACAGAGUUCGCUUGGCUUGUGGAACCUGAGGGAAUGCCAGUUAUAGAAGACAAAGAAGACAAUGAAACACAUGACGAUUGACUAACUUGCCGCACAAUGGGAUAGAAAUCUGCCUCACCUACCUUCUAGCGUCAUCUCGACCGUCACCGUUUCUCUCGUCGUCAUCUUUGUUGAAAACCAUAAUUAUCAUCAUUGAAAUCGUCAUCGUCAUCGUCACCACUAUUAUCAUGAUCCUUAACAGUCUCGCAAUAAUCGUCAUUUCAGUGAACAUGGUCAUGGUACCCAUUCGAAAUAAAUUUCUUUCGCGUAGUGUUACGUACCCCUGGAACUCAGCUCCUAUUUUCUCCUCACAGUGUAACUGGUAAUCCAAACAUCACGGUUAUGUUAAUGAAGGAAAUGAUUGCCUAUGGAUUCUCCUUAAUUGCCAGUGCCAUGGAAAAUGUAUAAAGAACAGUAUGGAGAACAUGUAUAUUGACUUUGGGGUCUAGAAGGUCAGUGCACGAGAUGUUUCUAGGUAGGAAAUUGAUAACAUCUCUUGCGUGACUUUAUUUCAUGAUGUAGUUCAUCCGCAGUAAGGUACCAACAGUUUAUAAAGGUAUUACUGAUAAUCACUAUUCUUUUGCACUUAUACAUGGCGUCAUUACGACUCCAACACUUCACUCCCUUACAAAGUUUUGAUUAUGCAUAUCUUCAUCAGAGAAGAAAAAUAUUAUAUUCUGUUCACGAAACCCAAAUAGUGGAUAAGAUCUUUUUUUUUUUUGAUUAACAAUCUUCUGUCCUUCUGUUUUCUUUUUUUCGAUUCAACACGGAUUGUUAAUUAGUUAAUAGUUUGAUAUACUUUAUAAACGUGAAAUACUUUCAGAUCGAAUCGAAAUUUGAAAGUGCAUCAUGGUUAAUGAUAUUAAAGAACACUGUUUAAGACUCCAUGUCUGAUUUUGUAGAGAGUUUGAAUUGUGUCGCUCAAGCCUUGUUCCUUUUAAAGAACUCAAGGUGGUUGCUACACAUUUCAGGAGAACGUUCUGAGCAUUCUCCCUCGAAAAAAUUAAACAACUUGCGCGUUUCCGGUCCCUAGAGGACUAGAAAGAAAAAGCGUACUUGAAUUGAAGCAGGCUUUGUGAAAAUAAUAUUCACAAUCAGACAGCAGAAAAGUCAUUUGCAUAUAAACCGAUUUGGCCAAAAUACAGCUGAACAAUUUCUUGUGACGA